Molecule: messenger RNA, 1277 nt
Organism: Capsella rubella
Lineage: Eukaryota; Viridiplantae; Streptophyta; Magnoliopsida; Brassicales; Brassicaceae
Product: SPX domain-containing protein 4
Exons: 3
Coding region: 137-1093 (318 amino acids)
Biological process (GO): cellular response to phosphate starvation
Source: RefSeq, a predicted model, not a curated record
CCAUCUCUCUCUCUCUGAAGAUUCCUUUUACUGGGGGCUUUUCUCUCUCUCUAUCGGUUGCUCGUUCUUAUCUAGAGCUCUCUCUCUCUGUCUGUCUCUGCCCAGCUCAAGCCAAAUCUCGAUAGAUCCCAACUACAUGAAAUUCGGGAAAGAGUUUCGUACUCACCUCGAAGAGACCUUACCUGAGUGGAGAGACAAGUUCCUUUGCUAUAAGCCUUUGAAAAAGCUUCUCAAGUAUUACCCCGAUUUCCCUCCUCCCUCUGAUUCCGAUCACCUCGAUUCCCGUCCCGUCUUUGCUGAUACUACUAACCUCUCCUCCGCCGCCGAAGACGACGUUGUGCUUCCCGGCGUCAGGCCUACGGAGGAUCUCCAGGGUUCCUUUCUCCGGAUUCUCAACGAGGAACUUGACAAGUUUAACGAUUUUUACGUUGAUAAGGAAGAAGAUUUCGUUAUCAGAUUACAGGAGCUCAAGGAAAGAAUCGAGCUAAUUAAGGAGAAGAACGGUAGGAAUGGGGAGUUCGCAUCAGAAAGCGAGUUCAGCGAAGAAAUGAUGGAUAUUCGUAGAGACCUUGUUACCAUUCAUGGCGAGAUGGUCCUCUUAAAAAACUAUAGCUCUCUUAAUUUUGCAGGCCUUGUCAAAAUUUUGAAGAAGUAUGAUAAAAGAACUGGUGGACUUCUACGUUUGCCUUUCACGCAGCUUGUUCUCCAUCAACCCUUCUUUACAACAGAGCCACUUACUAGGUUAGUCCGGGAAUGUGAGGCCAAUCUUGAGCUUCUCUUUCCUACAGAGGCAGAAGUUGUAGAGUCUUCCAGCACAGGGCAAGCACACUCAAGCUCACAUCAGAACCACUCCCCAAGAAUCUCAGCCGAGACUUCCUCAACUCUUGGUGAUGAAAAUCUUGAUAUAUAUAAGAGUACACUCGCUGCAAUGAGAGCUAUAAGAGGUUUACAAAAGGCUAGCUCGACGUACAACCCCUUAUCAUUCUCAUCGCUUCUUCAGAACGAGGAUGAUGAGACAGUAACAGCUGAAAACUCUCCAAACUCUGCCAGCAAAGACGAUUCAGAGAAGGAAGAUACUGGACCUUCCCACUGAUCAUUAGAGAAUAAUGCUCCUUUUGGUCACGAUUUUGAGAUUUUGCUACUUGAUAUCACCCUAACUUUUCAUAAAAUUAACACAUUUUAUGUCUUCUCCUUUUGCAGAGCACAGCUUUUCUUUGCAUUUGAAUUGUAGUACCGCCCUUUAUAGAUUUUCAAUGAAAAUUUUUCUAUUCGCUUAA